This is a messenger RNA of Metopolophium dirhodum (rose-grain aphid), 5737 nucleotides long. Its product is annotated as calcium release-activated calcium channel protein 1-like. The transcript has 3 exons. Gene Ontology annotation, biological process: store-operated calcium entry. Gene Ontology annotation, cellular component: membrane. Bases 220 to 882 code for a protein of 220 amino acids. NCBI's taxonomy places the organism in Eukaryota, Metazoa, Arthropoda, Insecta, Hemiptera, Aphididae. The record is from RefSeq and is a predicted model, not a curated record. Gene Ontology annotation, molecular function: store-operated calcium channel activity.
UUCAUUGUUUAUAAUGUUUGAUUUUACAUUUUUUUUUAAUUGGAAAUCGUUACACAUAAAUGCAAUAGUUUUUUAAUCACACUCGAUAAUUGGUUCCACAUUACCCGAGUCCCGACAGACCUUGUCGCGCGACAAUGUUUUAAUACCAGACUACGAUUAUAACAUUAAUCGCUGAUAUUUUGACGAAUCACCAGUGAAUACACACACAAGGGCAAUAACAUGUCGCAGUGCGACGUUACAAAAGCCGGUGUCCCUUUCAACUCUCCUGCUUUUAUUUCUUGGCGUAAACUUCAAUUAAGUAGAGCUAAACUCAAGGCUUCAAACAAAACAUCAGCGCUUUUAUCAGGUUUUGCUAUGGUAGCAAUGGUAGAGAUGCAAAUUAGCGACAAACCUAGGGUACCAGAAGGAAUGUUUAUAGCAUUUGCUAUAUGUACCACCCUUUUAGUUGCUGUUCACAUGUUGGCUCUAAUGAUAAGUACAUGUAUUUUACCAAACAUUGAUGCCGUAUGUAAUCUCCAUUCGGUAAGUCUCGCACAUGAAGCUCCACAUGAACGUCUACAUUGGUAUAUAGAAACUGCAUGGGCGUUUUCAACACUUCUUGGUCUUUUAUUGUUCCUAGCUGAAAUUGCUAUAUUAUGUUGGGUUAAAUUUUAUGAUAUAUCUAAAUAUGCAGCAUGGUCUGCCCUUAUUAUGUUGAUCCCUGUCCUAGUGAUAUUUUUCGCAUUUGCAAUACACUUCUAUCAAUCUAUGGUAACCCAUAAGUAUGAAGUGACUGUGAGUGGUAUUAGAGAAUUAGAGCUUCUGAAAGAGCAGAUUGAAACUGAUAACUUAGAACGCACAAAUAGAUUGUUACUGAAUACGUCAAGCACACAAAUUGUUUGACAGUACCUUCAAGUGAGGCAUAUGUCCAAAAUAACCGUUCAGUUCUUAUAAUAUAUAUAAUUUUAAUGGUGCUUUAUUAAACAAAACUUUGAAAAAUGUUGUUUGACUUAUUAUCUUUGACCUAUACAUUUUUUUUACCAUUCUCUAUAAAUCCAACGUACCUAUACUAUAAAUUAAUAUUGUUAUUAUAAAGAUUUAAUGAAUACAAGCUACAAAUAUACCUCUCAAAAGUACCAACUAGGUUCACUUUUCCAUCAGAAAAGAUGCUGAUCUCAAAAAUCAAAGCAUGCUUACUAUCCAAAAUGUUGCUGACAGACAGAAAAAACAAAAAAAAACACAUCAUUGUAAAACCAAUACCGCUUAGAAUUUAAAAGGGUGAUCAAUUAAAAAAAAAAGUGGAAGUCGCCCUGCUAUACAGUAUGUUAGAAGUGGGUGACUGUAAUGGAUGGUGUUGAAUUUGAAUUCAAUCAUUAUAUAAUAUUAUUACUUAUUGUAUAUUUGCAUACGAAAAACGAUUUUGAGCGGAUAGGAAUUAGGAUAUUGUAUAUUAUCUUAACAUAGUAUUAAACAAAGUCCCGCUGUCUGUCUGUAUGCUUAGAUCCUUAAAAAUACGCAACGGAUUUUGAUAGAGUGAUUCAAGAGGAAGGUUUAGAUUCAUAAUUGGACCCGGUAGGUACAAGUGGUCCAACCCGAGGAGGUGCUCAAAUAGGAAUUUUGAGAUUUACGACGGAAAUUUUUGUUUAUAAAAUAUGGUUGCUCCUUAUAGGAGUAAUAAUUAGUAUAAAUUAGUAUUUAUUAUUUUAUUGGUUGCCAUUGGUUAUCGGGCGAAUCAGGUAAAAGCAAGUAUCAAAUCGAAUUUUCGCACAUUGCCUACACAGGCAGCUGGGUUUCACUUACAGCCGCUCUUCAGCGUGUCGUUACCUACUUGAUAAUAAUAUGCUGUCACACAUUGUCCGCGAUCCGAAAUAGUCGGAUUGCCUAUCAGGAUGUCUAAGUUUCCCUUACUGCAACGAGUUACACCCGAAAGGAGUUGAACAAUCACAAUUUUUUUAAGAGUUGUCAUUUUUUACGGGCAACAAAGUGCGCGGGAUCAGCUAGUAUUGUAUAUUGCAAUAAUGUUAUUAUUAAUAAGGUAGUCGGUUAAGUUGAAUACAUUAUUAUUAUUUGUUUAUAUAAAUUAAUAAUUUGUUAUCAUAUUUGAAUAUCAACUAUAAUAAUAUAUUUUAGAAUGAUAAGUAUAUAUUUAUUAGUUUUGAAAUUAAAAUAUUAAAAAAAAAACCGAAUUCGCGGAAGUGCAUAAUUAUAGAAACAUACACCCGCCUAUAUCAGCAUGACAUGAUUUUAAGAGCGAGCUGUUAUUAAUUAUUAUUCUACUCCUGUCUAACGAAAAUAAGACAUGGCUUAUAAUAAUAUAGGUACACAUUUCCAAAGAUUUAUCUGUGGGCAUUAACGACAGCAAUAAUAUUAUAUUAUUUACAACCACUCUACAGCUUUUAAAUCUAAAACCACUUUUAUCAUUCCAUCGUUAUAGAUGCCGAGUACUCAUCAGAAUUUCCUUGAAGCAUUCAAUAAAUCUUGUAUAAUAACCAAUGUUAGGUUAGAGUAUGCUAUAGAAACUCUAUCUUUAUUAUUUUAUCUGAAUAUUAUUAUAUUAAUUUUUUUUUUUUAUUAUUGAGAAUAAAGGCUUCAACAGUUAGGUCAUUAGCCUGUGGUUGUGGUUACAUAAUGGAUAGAUAAUUGAGUUAUGAAUUAAGGUUACAUAGUUAUGGGAUAAGUGGUUUUUACAGAAUUAUAUAUUUACAUUAUAUUUGUUAGUUUUGUGUUUUAUUUUAAUAUUACAUUUUUGUGUCGAUGCCGAUUGAUUUGAAGAAGCUUUGGAUUAAGUGCGUGUUGUGUUCUCCUAGUGCUUCCUCCAUCGAUGAAGGUUGGUUGAGGAUGUUUCUUGCGUUGACAUAUAGCGGGCAGUCUAGGACUACGUCUACGUGUUUGAUUGAGAGCGGUUCGUUGCAUUGGCUUCAGAAAGGUUGUUCUUCGUGUUUUAUGAUAUGUAUGUGGAUGAGGUUGGUAUGACCGAUUCUUGUUCUGGUAUUGAUAAUUUCGGAACGUCUAGAGCAGGGGUCACCAAAUGGCGGCCCGCGAAUGCAUUUUAACCGGCCCGCAGACUGAGAGAAAAAGCCAAUAAUUUUAUUUAAUUAUUAAGGGUGACUGUUGUAAUAAUAAAUGUUGCAGGCAACUCCGAUCUUUUGUCGUACCAUUGUAUCAUUCAUCAAAGCGUCCUUUGCUGCAAACUGGAUUCGUGUUUGGAAAAUAUUAUGAAAACAGUAAUGAGUAUUGUUAAUUUUAUACGUGCAAAAUCUUCAUUCCAGCACAGACUAUUUAAGGCACUUCUUCAAGAAAAUGAUGCUCAGUUUGACGAUUUAUUACUUCAUAAUAAUGUGAGAUGGCUGAGCAAAGGAAAUGUUUUGCAAAGGUUUUUUAACUAACUGAAUGAAGUUAAACUAUUUUUAAUUCAGAGUACACAUUUGCCUGCCAAAGACUAUCACAAAUUUAUCAGUAAUAACAGUAACGUAGCAACUAUUGCGUUUUUGACAGAUGUAUUUCAACACAUAUUUUUUUAUUUUUGUGUGUCAUCACCUUUUAGGACAGUAAAAGUGCUUGAAUUUUCUUCAACAGUAACUUUUCUGAUAGGAAAGUGAAUCUAGUUAGUUAGUUAGUUACUUUGGGGAUCAAAGGUAAAAAUUUCCCAGUAGUUUUCAAAAGUGACGAGAAAAACAAAAGAAAAAUUAAGGAAAAACGGGAAAUUUUACGCAAAAUCUGUUUUUGAGAAAAUCGAUUUUAGUUUUUGGUGUAACUCUAAAACAAAUGACCGUAGGGACGUGAAAUUUUGACUGAAUGUUUAUAAUUGCAUUUCCUAUACACCAUAACAUUUUCCAAAUAUUUUGACUUAUUUUGAGCUGUUUACGGACAUUGUCAAUUUCCAUUUUUUUUGAAAAAUAACUGAAUAUAGAUGAAAUUGUCAACGAAUGUUUAUAUUAGCAAUUUAUAUGCACUAUAACUUUUUUGAAAUAUUGCGACUCUUUUUGAGCUAUUUAUAGGAAUAAACAAUUUCGAGGCUUAUUAGUUUUAUUUUAAAAUUAUCGUCGAUACAAAAUUAUUUGGUCUGUCAAAAUACUUGAAAAUAUAGUACAUUUUCGAGUAAGAAUUUCAUAAAAAUAUUUCUAUUCAUAUCUAAGAAUUGACAUUUUCAUACAAAAUCCCCUUAAGUGUUUCUAAAUUCAAAAAAAAAUUUUAAUUUCUAUCUAAUGAUGAUUUGAAAUGUUUUUAGUUUUUCAUUCUAUAAAUGUCAAUACAAUUGUAUUUGUUGGGUCAAAAAGCUAAAAUUAAUACUAAGUUCCUCAAGAGUUUUAUAAUAGCAGUUGACAAAAUAAAUAUUAAAACUACAUCAUAGGCAUGAUUUUUUUAUAGACAUUUAAAGUUCAUAUUUUUGACAAAAUUUAUCAAAUUGAAAAAUUCCAAAUUACUUAGUAGUUAAAAAUGUAUAAAAUAUUCAACUUUUAUUGUUAAAUAUCGGAAAUACAAAACAAGGAUUUUCAUAGAUAGUUCAUACAGUAACCAAAAAUUAUAAAAAAUCCAUUAUAAACACAGUAAUUUUUUAGAGACAUUAUAAGUUAGACAGUGGACCAUUCCGUGAAAAAUUUGUUUAGGUGUACUACAUGGUUAUACACUUAUACGUUCCUAAUAAUACCUACCUAUGAUAUAGAAUAUAGAUAUUAGGUGAACAAUAUAAGUUUAAGUAUGUUACACUAAAUUAAUAUUUACCUUUAACUUAAAACGCGUAUAAUAUUUAUUUAUUUAAAUUAAACCAAAACAUACGAUAUGUAUAGGUAUGUCUAUUUUAGGUACGUAUGCACCUAUUAAUUAUAAAUAUUCUACGACCGGAGACUGGAAAAACGACGACGCUGUAUUUUAUACAUUUCUAGUUUGGAAUUAAAAUAUGCGUUUAUGACACUUGGAUAGCACAUUUUUCGUGACAUUAAAUAUUUAUUUUAAGCCUUAAAAGAAAAUUUAAGCCCCAAAACAAUAUGAAAACAAACUUACUUUAAUUAUCAACUCUUUCGGCAGAAUUCGUGACGUGUGUGAACUGCGACAACUGCUAACUCAAAAUAAUUUGCAAAUUUUCGUCAUUUUUACUUAUUUUGUCAAUAUUUGAACUUUAAAUGCUUAUAAAAAAAUUGUGACUAUGGAUUUUUAAUUUUUUUCAUCUGCCUUUGAAGCAAUAUACUAGGAUCCUUCUAUUAAAAUGUCAAGCUUUUUUAAUCAACAAAUAAAAUUUUAUUGAUAUUUAUAGAAAAAAAAACUAAAAAACAUGGAAACUGAAAGUGGCUGUAAACAGCUCAAAAUAUAUGGAAAAUUUUUUUAUGGAAUAAAAAUUUGAUUAUAAAAAAAUAUGAUUAAGUACUGGUUUUUAGAUUUAAUGUCAUAUAGGUUAUACAGUAAAUCGGAUAUAGAACCUACACCAGAGAAUUAAAAUCGUUAUAUCUUGUUAAAAUACCAAAUUUUGUCAACGUUUGUAUUUGGGAGGUGUAUAAAUGUUGUACAAAUUUAUUUUUGGUACCUAUUUUCAGUCUACUGUAAGAUCAGUUUAUGAGAAUCCUUGUAUUAUAUUCUUCAGAUUUUUUUUCAGAAAUAAUAACUUUAUAGUAGUUAGGUACAAGGUACUUACAUAUAAGUCAAUCAAAACUAUUUACAAUGAAUGUUAAUAGUUGAAACUUGAAAGCUUUUAAAACAUCCAUUAUUUGUAUUUAUUUAUUUAUAAUAAUUCAGACUUUAAUAUUAGCAGUAAUUCUUUUGCACU